UUUCAAACGCAUGAAUUAGUUCCAUUCAUUAUAGCGUGCAUUGGCACAAACCUAGCAGCGCUCGUGUUGUUUUGUAUCCUGUUUGCCCUCGUGCUGGCUUGUAUUAUCGAGUUAAACUCAGUUUGGUCUCACUCCUCCAAUCCUGUCACGGUCUUGUGUCUGAUUGGCUUCUUUUUUAGCUCCUAUUAUUGUUUUUGGCUCUUUUAUUUAAAAGAUAAACAAUCGACCAUCCCCUUUCUUCCAUCUUCAGUCUCUCGCUCUCUCUCUCUCUUACCCUCCUCUCUCUCUCUCUCUCUCUCAGCUCCCGACUCUAUUUAUAGCACAGUCCCGCCCCUCCCCUGUCGCUCGGCAGCUAUUUCCAGCAGCCUGAAGCAGCUCCAGUCUGUUUGUAAACUCCACGUCUCUAUACCUCUGCGCUCCCGUUCGCCUCACACAAAUGGUGAGGGUGCAGAGAUUCGGCUUUGAACAAUUACACAAAAGCAACACAGUCGCACUAAAUGGAACAGUCUGACGGCUCAGUUUAAGCCCAUUCAUCAGGAGAGUGACUUGUGUGCUGUGCUGUAAGCGAGGACUUGUAAAGAGAGGGGCGAGGGUAAGGAAAGAACAGAAGGACUGGCAGACAAAAGUCUCCCAGCGAUCUACUUAGUGAUCGUCUCUCCCGUUCUGUCGCUUUCAUCUCAUCCCGUCGCAUUUCGUCAUGGGGAAUUCGCUCUUUUGGAGUCCGCCGAUACCACAUGUGUGAUUGACUUCAGACGUUUGCAGGAUACAGGCACGCUCAGACCGGGGUCUUGGAUACAAGCCACACUUGGACUUGUCGGUGUGAAUUAGCAGUUUGUUUCUGACAUCGACAAUUAGACAAGAAGGUGAUGUGGUGUAUGAAUAGACUCGUUGUUGUGGCCAUAAAGCUGAUAGAUUGAGUGGACAAUUUGUGGAUUGUGUACAGGGUUUCCUUUCACGGAUACCAGUUCUGAUUGCAUUUGUUUAUUGAUUUUUAUUUAUUUAUUUUAUUUUUUUUUUUUUUAACCAUGGAACUAACGAGCAAAGUGAUUUUCGGUUCUUUGCAUGCAUGCACCUUUUGAUAAAGGAAGUGGUGCUUUUUUCCCCUCUUCCUUCAAAUGUAUUUGCAUAUUUGACUGUUUUGGAUGGAGAGUGGGUUGGCAUCUCCUUUUUCAUGUUAAUUUGUUUUUGCAUUAAUUGAGUGGCGAUAUUUUGAGACUGGCAUGCUUUUGAAGCCAACCGUACCGGGACUGUGCGCGAUGUUGCAGACAAUCUAUGAGACCGAAUCCUGCUUCUCUUCAGACAGCACAUCCAGUAGAGAGCGACACGUGGAGCUGCUUUCUCAGUCCAGAAGCACCAGCAUGCCCAGCACCGCAGUGGAUGUGAAGACCUUGCUACCUUCUGGGAUGCAGAGCCCUGUGGGAGGUGGAGGAGAUCAGGGCGGAGGUAGUGGAGGGCCGGUGGACCUGCGUACAGACCCGCGUCUGGGCACGCUAAGCACCGUGGACCCGACGCUGAGGGAAAAACAGCUGCAGCACGAGCUGCUCUUGCUGAAACAACAACAAGAGCUGCAGAAACAGCUGCUGUUCGCCGAGUUCCAGAAGCAGCAUGAGGUUUUGACCCGCCAACAUGAAGUGCAGCUACAGGAACAUCUGAAGCAACAGCAGGAGAUCCUUGCCGCAAAGCGUCAGCAGGAGCUGGAGCAGAAGAUGAAGUUGGAACAGCAGCGUCAUGAAGAGAUGGAGAAGCAGAGACUGGAGCAACAGCUCAUCAUGCUACGUAACAAAGAAAAGGGCAAAGAGAGUGCCAUCGCCAGUACUGAGGUCAAACUGAAGCUGCAGGAGUUCCUGUUGAGUAAAAAGGAACCUGGCCCUGUUGGACUAAACCAUUCCUUCUCCCAGAAGUGCUGGGGGGCUCACCACGCGUCCCUGGAGCAGAGCUCCCCUCCACAGAGCAACACACCGGGCACGCCACCCUCCUACAAACUCCCCCCACUGUUAGGGUCCUAUGAGGGCAAGGAUGACUUCCCUCUCCGUAAGACUGCCUCUGAGCCCAAUCUGAAGGUACGUUCACGGUUAAAACAGAAGGUUGCUGAGAGGAGGAGCAGCCCACUUCUUAGACGGAAAGAUGGCACUGUGAUCAGCACCUUCAAGAAAAGGGCGAUUGAGAUCUCAGUGUCCUCUAUGUGCAGCAGUGCUCCUGGCUCGGGUCCCAGUUCUCCCAACAGCUCUAACUGUGCCAUUGCCGAGAAUGGCUCCAGCGGAUCGGUCCCAAACAUCCACACUGAGCAGCUGCGUUCUCUGCAUCAGUCUUUGACUGGAGAUGGGACACCGAGUCCCCUUAGCCUCUACACCUCUCCAUCUCUGCCCAACAUCUCUCUUGGACUGCCUGCCAACGCGCACAUCACGGCUCCUCAGAAACUCAGUGCCCAGCAGGAGGCAGAGCGACAGGCAAUCCAGAAUUUGCGUCAAGGUGGGGCACUGACAGGGAAGUUCAUCAGCACAUCGUCCCUGCCGACGUGCCUUCCCACCGGGGCACCCCAUGACCCCGAGCCCCCUUCCACCUCUAAUAGCCACAGUAGCCAUUCCUCACUGCUUCAGCACGUCCUACUGUUGGAGCAGGCUCGUCAACAGAGCGCACUUCUCGCAGUUCCCAUGUACGGGCAAUCUCCGCUGGUAACGGGUGAGCGGGUGUCCAACAGCAUGCGUACAGUGAAUAAGUUGCCUAGGCACCGGCCGCUGAGCCGUACACAAUCAGCGCCCCUGCCUCAAACACCACAGGCCCUGCAGCACCUCGUAAUGCAACAGCAGCACCAGCACUUCCUCGAGAAACAGAAACACUACCAGCUAAAUAAGAUCCUCACUAAAGGGGCAGAGCUUCCACGGCAGCCUCCCACACACCCUGAGGAGACUGAGGAGGAGCUUACUGAAACCGCAGAGAUGCAGGACGAGCGAGGGGAGGGGCUUGAUCACGUAUGGGAGGGGCUACAGAAAGAGAGCUCUGGUGAGACCACACCCCCUUCUGAACGUCUGGUUCAGUUGAAGGGAGAAAGCACAGAAAGUGACUUGGAGGAAGAUGAUGAUGAUGAUGAUGAAGCCAUUGAACUGAGGGAAUGUGAUGAAGAGGGUGCCCCCUAUGGCCAGUAUUUGGACCAGCAGCAUGUGCAGCAACUGAAUGUGUUCCAGGCCUCCCUGUCCAUCACGGGAAUGCCCCACAGACCUCUGGGAAGGGCCCAAUCGUCCCCCGUCACUUCUAGUCUUAAAGGAGCACCCCUGAAUGAGGUGCCCAUUAAGCAUCUCUUCACAACAGGGCUGGUGUACGACACCUUCAUGCUAAAGCACCAGUGCAUAUGUGGGAACACAAACAUCCAUCCCGAACACGCCGGUCGCAUUCAGAGUGUUUGGUCCAGGCUACAGGAAACAGGGCUGCUUGGUCGCUGUGAGAGGAUCAGAGGAAGGAAGGCCACUCUAGAUGAAAUCCAAACUGUGCAUUCAGAGUACCACACGCUGCUCUACGGCACCAGUCCACUGAACCGACAGAAGCUGGACAGCAAGAAACUUUUAGGUCCAAUAAGUCAAAAAAUGUACGCUGUCCUGCCAUGUGGAGGCAUUGGGGUGGACAGUGACACAGUGUGGAACGAGAUGCACUCGUCCGGAGCCGUCCGGAUGGCGGUGGGCUGCGUCAUUGAGCUGGCAUUCAAAGUUGCUGCCGGAGAGCUGAAGAACGGGUUUGCGGUGGUCCGUCCUCCUGGUCAUCAUGCUGAGGAAUCAACAGCUAUGGGUUUCUGUUUCUUCAACUCAGUGGCCAUCACUGCCAAACUGCUGCAGCAGAAACUCGGGGUGGGCAAGAUCCUAAUUAUAGACUGGGAUAUUCACCAUGGAAACGGGACCCAGCAGGCUUUCUAUAAUGACCCCAAUGUGCUGUACAUUUCCCUGCACCGUUAUGACGAUGGCAACUUUUUCCCAGGCAGCGGAGCUCCUGAGGAGGUGGGUGUAGGUCCAGGAGAGGGCUUUAAUGUCAACAUUGCCUGGACAGGUGGAGUGGAGCCACCUAUGGGUGAUGUGGAGUAUCUAACUGCCUUCAGAACGGUGGUGAUGCCCAUAGCCAACGAGUUCUCCCCGGAUGUAGUGCUUGUGUCAGCUGGUUUUGAUGCUGUGGAGGGCCAUCAGUCCCCCCUGGGUGGAUAUAAUGUCACCGCCAAAUGUUUCGGCCAUCUCACUAAACAGUUGAUGAAGCUGGCUGGUGGCCGUGUGGUUUUGGCACUGGAAGGAGGUCACGACCUCACCGCCAUCUGUGACGCAUCCGAGUCCUGCGUGGCUGCAUUGCUUGGAGACGAGUUGGAUCCUGUACCACUGACGGUGCUUCAACAGAAACCGUGUCCAAAAGCCACAGCCUCUCUAGAGAGGGUCAUUGAGAUUCAGAGUAAACACUGGACAUCAGUGCAGAGGUUGGCUCCUACAGUGGGCCAGUCUCUACUGGACACUCAGAGACGGGAGAAGGACGAGGCAGACACUUUGACCGCCAUGGCCUCUCUCACUGUGGACAACGAUCAGCAAAAGACCUCCACAGAAACCAGCAGAUCAGCAGAGGAGCCCAUGGAGGAGGAGCCCGUGUUGUAGAAGAGCGAGUACAGUGCAUCACUGCUCCAUCCUUCUUGUCCACGCGUGCUUGGCAUUGGUCACGCCUCAUGUUCCUCCUCCCAGCUCUUUGAUUGCUUCCCUCGGUCCUUCACUCAUUUCCAGGUGCUUGACUGACACGUUCACAGCCCACCCACUUUCGCUUUUCUGAGGUUAAAGCAUAGCAAACUGUUGCCGAAAGGGGACGACAAGGCAUGAUGGGUAAUUACAGGACCACUCCAGUGAGGGUUGCGCAGCUGGACCGGCCGAACAAUGGAGUGCUCUUCAGAGAGAGGCCUUUGAUUUCAUUUUCUCAUUGUAUUGAACUGAGGACGUAAAGAAGAAAAUGCAAAAAAAAAAAAAGAAGAGGAGGAAGGCAAAAACAUCACGACAGCACAGGGAUGUUGUCGCUCGGGGGUCCGCGAAAAGCUUUGUUUUCUGUACAAAGUAUAAUGUACAAAGUUCCAAAAAAAAAGCCAACAAGCAGCAAAAAUACUUCAGCACAAAACACACAUAUACACUCAUUCACAAGCAACACGGUUCCCACAAGCGGGGCCUGAUGUGUCGAAACACCUUUUGCAGACAAGUAUACUCGUUUACACUGUACCGUGUCGAUUACUUGGUAUACUUGUUCAUCUGUAUAAUAGCCUGUUAUGAAAAGCACACAAACAUAUGAGAAAUAGAAGUAUAAAAUAUAUAUAUAAAUAAACAUACAAACAUAUAUAUAAGCAUAUAUAUAUGUAGUUUUGUGUGUACCGUAUACACAUUUGAACAUACAAAAAUAUAUAAAUACUUUAUAUCCCCUAUGGAACAUUUUCUUAUCAGCUGUGGUUGUACAUACAGUAAAAGAGCCUGCAGACUUUUAUCCAGAAGUGGAAGAAUGAUGGAUAGCCUUUCUUUUCUCUUAGAGAAAACAGUACUUUUUUGGAAUAUAUGGCUUUGCUAUAACAUACUCGCACAUAAACGUGGAUAACGGCAACCCAUCCGUUUUAAGACAAAGGUGUCAAAUACGAGGAGAAGAUUUUCAAAGCGUCCAUCUCAGCUUUCGGUGGAGGACGAGGAUAGACGCAUUGUGGUAAUGUCUCAAGAAAGACUUUUUUUCCAAGAACUUGGUGCCUUUUAUACUAAGGAAAACAUUUAACAACACCAAUACUUAACGAAUCGUGAAUCCUCAGACUUAACUUUCAUUGAUUUGUUUGUUUUUCAAAUUGCCUUAAUUUUUUCAAAGAAAACUAAUUUUAGCCAUGAACGACGGAGAGCACAAAAUGAUUACUGCCCCAGUUUCUUUCCAUCUCUCUCUUUAGUUUUCUUACUUUUUGUUUUAUUUUACUGUUAACAAAAGAACAAACGAAAGAAAUUCAGCGAUUGUUUUAUUUAUCAGUCCUGUGCCGGAGACUAGCACACGACGUGAUUGUUUGGAAACGCUGAUGAUGUUGUGACCAACUUUCUUUAUUUUACCGUCACUUUCCUUUGUCCAUUUAUUUGUUUGGCUCCCUUACACUCUUUCAUCUGAAACUUGUUUUAUUUGACUUUAUUUCCAUUGGCGAGAGAGCGUUAGCGGUGACUUUUUUUUUUAUUAUUAUUAUAACAUUUCCUUUUUUUGUACAAAAAUGUAAAAGAAAACAAAAAAGUCUGUAUCAGUGUUAAUUUCGUCAUUUGAUUUGAAGUAUUCUCUGAUAAGGAAUGUACAGCGUGCUACAGAUAUUAUCAAUGAUGUUGAUUUAUGUCACUGUGCAGUGCAUUUGGCAUUGUCCUUUUUUCAGGAUUUGAGGAUAUUUUUUUCCGGCAAUAAGAGUGACUACCAAUUUUUUUGUUUAACACUAAAAUACUCUGCAAACUUUUGGUUAAAUUUCGACAUCUUUUGAUAUAGCUUUUAUCCUCUGGAUACGGUUCGUUUUCAUCAGACUGAUUAGUAUUGUUCAUAACUGUUGACAGUUAAUCGUCUAACAGCUGAAUGCUGGUUAAUCACCUGUGCACUUGUGGAUGAAAUGCAAUGGCUUGUUUAUGACCCUGAAAUAACAAUCCUUCAUUACAUUUUCACUGUGUGACAAAAGCGUUUCGGGGGCCAAAUUCGAUGUAAUCCGCUGCGUCUUUAUUUAAAGUCACCCUCUUCCUUUAGCAAUGUAACAGAAGUCAGAAAGGUGACGACGUGUCUAAUGGCAAAUACUUUUUUAAUGAGACUAAAUUGGGCCUCGGGCAUCUUGCACUAAUAACUACACUGUAGGUCCGCACCUAAUCGCGUUUCUUUUUUUAUUUUUUACCAUCGAUUCUCAGACGCAAAUUACGAGGCAUUAAAAGCAGAGUGAAUUAUCUCAGCAAAUGACGUGUGAACUCUCGCCAGCGUUUUUCUUUGUGUACAUUCACUGAUUCGCCGAUGAACUGUUGAUGUUGAAACGACAGAAACGUGGCUGCGCAUUUCUCGACUCUGCUCUCUUUUGAUUUAUUUAUUUGGAGUCAGAAAUGACUAGUUGCGUUGCUAACGGAUCGAUGUUUGUCUCAUUGUAAAAUCGAUGAAAAAUUGCAUAAUGUCUCUUCGACAGCCUCAUAGCCUCUGGGCAAUAACUUUAACUUUUUUAAAAGAUAUAUUACAAUAGCUAAAAAGUGAACGGCCAGUUUUUUUUCAAGACAACAACAGGCCUCUGUUUGUUACGUCACCAUCUGAUAAAGUAUUUCUACAUGCUCUUGAAACACUAACAUCACCUUCACCUGUUCAUUCUGUCUCUAACCGUUGACUAGCUUUCGCGCCAACUGCGGUCGGUUGAAGAGAAACAGGAAACACUUUGUGAAAAAUCAGGCUGACACUAGCCUCUGUACUUAGAUACUGUAAUAUACACUAAGAGAAUUUCCCUCUUCUAUGUGGCUAUGGGAUGUGCUGUCUGAAUCAGGAACUGCUGUGAUCAGGUUUCGUAACGUUUGGAUGUAGAUCACCAACCAUUUGUGCAGAGUUUUGUAUUUUCACCCUAUUUGGUGUCAACAGUUUAUUGACCGUGCAGUUGGUGGUGAACGCUUUUUCUCCUUAUCCUUUCCGUUCCUUUUAUACCUUUCUGGAUGAUGGAAUCGGCUGACCCUGAGAAGUCCCUUUUUGAGACCUAAACCUUCUCUUUGGGUGCGUGGGGUUGAGCAAUACAUAGAGAGGGGAAAUAAUCGCUCAGAUGUAAGUUAAUACAGUACGACGCUUGGCUUUCUUAAACGAGGCGCUGAGGGAGACUGUUUGUUAUCGAUGGACGUUUUCCAACAUGGUCUCUUUCGCAUUGUUCUUUACACAAAAAAAAAAAUCAACGUUAACAGCGUGAACAGGGCCUUACGAUGGACACCGGGAAUCCUCUGUAUGUGUAAAAGACAUGGACAUUCGCCGUGGAAGAUAGCAUUACUGUCUCUGCCACAUAUUUUGCUAUUGGGUAAAUAUGUAUAUUUAUUGAUCAUUCAUAUGUUGUGUAUAUGUAGUGACCUAUGAUCAUCGAGGUUCAAAGAGUGCUUGUAUAUUUUUGGACUUUUUUGAAAGAGAGGUUGUCUCCUCCACCGUCUCUUGAUUUCUUUGCUGUUCUGCAUCACUUGCUGUGAUUGGGUGUUUCAGUUGGUGAGAUCUUUCGACCUUGGAUUUUUAAGAUCUUUUUCCUCUCUCUCGCUCUCGACUCUCUCCUCUCUUUCUUGUCUGUCUUCUGGUCAUAUUGAUAUGCAGAAGUUUUCUGAAAUUAUCAAAGCACAUUCCCUGAUUUAUUGUGUUCUUUCGAUGCUUUCAUGUUGCGACAAUACAAAGGUGUGUAUACUAACUGCUACACACGUGUAUAUAGGGUGCUUAUAUGUGUACACAUGUGCAAUACACGCUAUUUGAGCAAUCUAUUACUGUGACUAUUAAUCAUUAAAAAUUGCUGUCCCUUUGAA
Messenger RNA from Cyprinus carpio (common carp), 8495 nucleotides. RefSeq names its product histone deacetylase 5. NCBI's taxonomy places the organism in Eukaryota, Metazoa, Chordata, Actinopteri, Cypriniformes, Cyprinidae. Gene Ontology annotation, cellular component: histone deacetylase complex. Gene Ontology annotation, molecular function: histone deacetylase activity. Gene Ontology annotation, biological process: chromatin organization; negative regulation of transcription by RNA polymerase II. The record is from RefSeq and is a predicted model, not a curated record.